ACCUGUGGUGCUGCUUAUUUUUCUCUUUACCUGUUUAUUUUAUUUUUAUUUUCGCAUAAAUUAGCAAAGGUGCUCCAGGGGUUAGUUACCGUUACCGAAUUCCCCUUGUAGCAACCUUUACUGCUUCGAAAUCUUUCAGGAUAUGGAGGAAAUUUCCGAGCAAAUUGAGAAUGAGGUGGAAGAAGAGGAAUACGUAUUACUUGAUCUUGAAGCUGUUUAUAAACAAUUGCACAUCCCACCAAAUGCGCCCUACGUUCUAUCUGGUUUGGAUACUUUGAAUCCAGUUUUGAUCGUAGGCGACAAUUUGAAGUUGAUAGGAACGUACGAGGAGACAAUUGGUACAUGCCUCAUUUUCUCGGAAAAAGAUGGUGGUCCUUUGGUGCACGAGGAGACGGGCCCAUCAGAUCAAAACCUUUUCAAAGGGAUGUGCAUUGUUGAUCCGAAUCAAACUUCAGCCAAGCAAGUAAAACCUAUUACCAGACUCCAGAAAAUUCUCAAGUUUAGAUUGGCAUCUGAAGUUGAUAUUCAUGACCCUGCAGUUAAAUGAUAUCUACCUUUUAUUGUGAUGUAUGAAUAAAUUUUCCACACUGGGAAAUCUAGUUUCUAAGUAUUAUUGAAAAAAAAAACUGAAACACGCUGGUUAAAGGAAUUACUGAACUUUUCCUUGC
Papaver somniferum (opium poppy) is the source of this 668-nucleotide messenger RNA. Its product is annotated as general transcription factor 3C polypeptide 6-like. The transcript has 5 exons. The record is from RefSeq and is a predicted model, not a curated record. Gene Ontology annotation, cellular component: transcription factor TFIIIC complex. Bases 143 to 547 code for a protein of 134 amino acids. NCBI's taxonomy places the organism in Eukaryota, Viridiplantae, Streptophyta, Magnoliopsida, Ranunculales, Papaveraceae. Gene Ontology annotation, biological process: transcription by RNA polymerase III.